Apodemus sylvaticus (European woodmouse) is the source of this 1711-nucleotide messenger RNA. RefSeq names its product ankyrin repeat domain-containing protein 26-like. Bases 95 to 1207 code for a protein of 370 amino acids. Lineage: Eukaryota; Metazoa; Chordata; Mammalia; Rodentia; Muridae. The transcript has 10 exons. The record is from RefSeq and is a predicted model, not a curated record.
ACUUCCUCGAGUGACUGGGAGAUCCAGGAAGACAACAGGGUCUUCAAAGAAAACUUCCAAUGAAAAAGAAGAGGUCAAAGAACAAGGAAAUCAUAUGCUUGACCUUAAGGAACUAAUAUCAUGUGAGGGAAACUCAAAGGACUGUGAGCAGUACAGUUGUGACACUAUUUUGCAUUUUAUUGAAGAGCUCAUGAGGCAGAGAAAAGAUAUAAAUUCUGAGAUCCUAGUGAAAAUCUGGGGUGCAGUUUAUACAUAUAAAAGAUCAAUAGACUUUGAAAAACAUAACUGUGAACUAAUUGAAGAAGAUUGUGAACGUAUAAGUAAUGAAAUUAUUGCACUGCGAGAGGAGUGGUCUCAACUAGAGAUUGAAAAUGCUGAACUGCAAGAUGAGCUAUGCAGUUUGAGGGCCACCCUUGAAAAUUUAGAAUUAAAUGAUGCAGCAAGCCUCCAAGCAGAGGAGAAUGAAGAGCUUUCAAGAACCCCGGUUCAAGAAGAACAGUUUAAGUUGUACCUGUCACUGACACAGAGUUUGCAUGAAAUGAGAAGAAGAAAUAGUGAACUAGAAGAAGAAAUAGACAGGUAUAUGGAUCUAUGCACAAUGAUGGAAGAGGACUCAGAUGCACAUCAAAAUGGAGAGUUUUCAGGUUAUAAUGCUUCAAGUACAAGUCACUGCGAAGAGGAUACGGUACUGAAACUAAGAGAGAAGCUUGAAAGUAUGGAAACAAAACUACAACAAGAAUUAAUCCGCUGCCAAUGCAAGGAAGAUGAAAUUAAUCUUUGGGAGCAGAAAAUAGCAGAAAGGACAGCAGCCCGGGAGAACCGUGAAGCGGAAGAGGGUAGAAUAAAGCAGCUUGAAGAGAAAAUACUCAGCCUCAAAGCCGAUAUGGACAAGAACAUGGUAGAGCGAAGUGAGGUAGAAAAUCAUAAGAAAGCCAUUGAAGAGCAAGCUAGGAGUCAACUCAUGGAAAAAAUAAACCAAGAGAACCAAGUCUUACGGAUCCUGGGCUCUCUGUGUGUAAACAUGAAGAAAGGAAUGGGGCUGAAGAGCCAGGAGCCAGGGGCUGGGAGCACCCCAGGCUGUUUCUUGCCACAUGGCUUUCCGAGGAGAACGUCUAAGCCUCCGAAGCAGAGCCCUGUGACAGCCCUGGCCUCCUCUUUGCUGAGCCUACUAUCUGGGCUUUCCAGAUCUUCUUGGACUGAUGCCUAAAACUCCCCUGCAGAGAAGCUCUCUUCGGGCUGAAACCUUACUUCAUCCCUCCAUGGAGGGUCCAAAGGAAGACCAGGACAGAGAGCCCACUCGGACUGUUCGCUCGCUGGUUUCAUAGUUGCAUCUGUCAAGGGACUCUGCUCUGAACAUCUCAGUCCGUGAGGGUGUCAGCUUAAGGGAGGGCCUUGUCACCAAAUGCAGUGUGACUGUGUUCCCUUGUUUUUUUCUUUCAAAUUUGAUACAAACUAGAGCCACUGGGAAGAGGGAGUCUCUGAUGAGGAAUUGACUGGCCUGUGGGCACGUGUGGGGACAUUUUCUUGACUGAGGAUUCGUGUGAGAGGGCCCAGGCACCUGUGUGUGGUGCUGUCCCUGGGCCGUGUAAGAAAACAAUUGAGCAAACCACUAGGCAGUAUUGCCACCCAAUCUCUGCUUCAGUUCCUGCCGCCCUCUCCCCGGUUCCUGUCUUGGCUGUAACUUGUCAAAUAAACAUUUCCUUCCAAGGUU